Schistosoma intercalatum is the source of this 4081-nucleotide messenger RNA. NCBI's taxonomy places the organism in Eukaryota, Metazoa, Platyhelminthes, Trematoda, Strigeidida, Schistosomatidae. The record is from the annotation of a GenBank genome assembly.
ACUUCAAGUUAAUGUCUAAAUGAACAGACAAUAGUGUUUCUAACCAAUUCUAUGAAUUAUUAACUGAGAAAUAUGAGAUUUAAUAAUGAUUAACUUAACUCAUUUGAAACUGUGAAGUCUUUGUUAAUGUAUGAUGUUUUUAAAAAUUUUCACCAUCUUGUUAAUGAUGACAAUGAUAAAAGUUAGAUAAUUGAAGUAAAUAAGAAAAUGUUUACAUAUUCAACUUGAAUAAAAUAUGGUUCAAACAAUGUAACGGUUCAUCAACACAAAACAAAUAGUUUAUAUUACCUAUUAUAAAAAGCAUUAUUCAUAUGAUGAAUAAUACACUUACAAUGAAUUCGGAAAUGGAUAAUAAAACUACCUGUCAACAAUAUUUUAAUUUAAAUGAAACAACAUAUAUACCUGAUAUAUAUGAAUUUAAACAACAACCUAUAUUAGUUUUAACGGAUCAACGACAAUUACAAACUAUAACAUCAUUGUCAAAUUCUACCCUUCAAAUAACUCAAUCAUCACAGAUUUCUGUAGAAGAUCAAGAACAUCAAAUCUCUUCACGUGUAUCUGACCUAGAAUCAGUAAAUUUAGAUAAUAAUUUCCAUAGAAAUUAUAAUAAAAUCAAUAAUAUUACAAAAUUAUCAUUAAUACCUAUACUUCCAAAUAAUUCAGUAAAUAAUACAAAAAACUUAUGGUUACUUCAACAGUCUUCUGAUAAUUCAGUAAUAAAUUCUAAUAUAAAACGUCAUUUUAAACGUCGUGCAGCAAAUCAUCAUUAUAACCAACGUCCUAUUUGUUAUUCACAAAAUAUAAAAUCUAAUAUUAAGAAUAAAUUUGGAUAUAAUUCAUUUAGUGCUCCAUCUUCACUUAUAUCUAGUGCGAUAGCUACUACAUAUUCAGAAUUAAAAAAUGAAAAGACUAAAGAGAAUGAACAAAUGAAUUAUGAACAAUUACAGUUAUUAUUACCUACAUUAUCAACAGUAAAUUUGACGAAUGAUAAUGUUGAUCAUGAUGAUCAUGAAAAUUGUUUAAAUCGUAAAUUUCUAAAUGAUUUUGAUAUUAAUUCAAAUGAAAAUAGUAUUGUGGUAACUGAACCAGUACAAAUGACUGGUCGAUCAUUUUCAAAUCAAUCGAUUACAAAUGAUUAUAAAGUUAAUUUGUUAACAUCUAGUGAAUGUCUUUCUUCUUCUUUAGAAAAUCAAAAAUUAGAUGAUUUACAACAUAAUACUAUUCUUUAUAAUAGUAGUUAUAUUAAUUUAGAUAAUGGUAAUUUUCCAAUUCGUUCACAUUCAUUUUUUCACUUACGCCAAUUAGAUUCCCUUAGUUCAAAUGGAUCUCAUUCUAAACGUGAUACAGAUAUAUUAUAUCCUAUGAAUGGUUCAUUCAAUCAAUUAGCUAUUCGUGUUUCCUCAUCACCUAUGUCAAUUUGUAGUAAUAAUACCUUUUAUCAACAGAAUAAUUGUUCAGAAGAUCAAUAUAAUAAAACCACUUUUAAUGGUAACAAUUAUGGCGGUAGUAGUAACAAAAGCAGACGGAGUAAAUGCGAGAAAUAUAUCAGUCCGGACAAACACACUUGCAUUAGAUCAUAUUCAGCUAUGAGACAUCCAAACGAAUGUAAUAUACGUGUAUUUCGUUCACCUCUCGAUGUCCUUUCACCGUGUAAAGGAAAACUUCGAUUGGAUAUAGAAUAUGAAAAUCAUUCAAUUAAAUUACACGUAAUUGAAGCCAAAGGACUUCGUACUACUACCAGUCAGAACUGCAACUCUUUCGUGAAAAUAAGUGCAUCUCCAGACAAAGGAGUUACAUUUGAACAAACUACUGAAAUAGUCGAAAAUUCAGCAACACCAUGUUAUAAUAAAGAAUUUUUGUUAAAUUUAAACAAAAUAAAAUAUUGUAAAAGAAUUCAUCUUGCAAUCUAUGCUCAAUCAACUAAAGAGUUAGACUGUGAAUUUCUUGGUGGAAUGUCUUUUGGAAUUCCUAGUAUACAAAACAAGAAACACAUCUCAGGUUGGUAUUAUUUAUUAGACGAAAAAAUGUUUAAAAAGAAGCACCUCAAAACUGCUUUAGAUCCUAUCACCAACUUCGAAAAUGUUUUAUGUGCAACAAAUGAAUUAAUCGUAUCAGAUAUAAUGAAAACCGAAGCUGUCACUGAUGCUGUGACAACAAACACAUCAACAACAAAUCAACAAAUUCCUAUUAUUCUAACAUCGAUUAAUGAACAUGUCACACGUCCAAGUACAAAUGAAAUUCAUCCUAAUAUAAAUCGUAAUUUCGCUAGUAAUUAUCACAAUAUAAAUAAUCAUUGUUCCAGGGAAUUUUGUUCAGUAUUGUCACCUACUAACUUUAUGAUUUAUUCACAAAAUCUGCCUAAUACAUUGUUACCAUAUCAAAUUAGUAACCCACCAGUUAAUUCACAUUUUCCACAAUUUUCAUCACCAGUUCCUAUACGAGCAAAUAUGUCAAUUCCAAAUACGAAUAAAGCUUUAAGUAAUAUGAGAAUAUUUCAAUUUCUUAUUCAAAAAGGUUCUAAGGGAUACGGAUUUACUUUAUGUGGUAAUUGUCCAGUUUACGUUAGCCAUGUGGAACCGGGUUCACCGGCAAUGCAGUGUGGAAUACAAGCUGGUGAUUUUAUAGUUGCAAUUGAUAACAUAAAUGUAUCACGAUCUACAAGUAAUAGUGUUGUUCGCAUGUUCAGAAUGUCUCAGCAUCCUGUUCACAUUACUAUUUCACGUCCUGUCCUGAUAAAACCUAGUGUGUCAACUACCAGUAAUGCACAUUCAACUAGUAGUAGAUCCCUUGGAAAUUUAAUUAAUAAAACAUGUUUUUCUGCACAUAGAAAGUUAUCAAAGGAAUCAACAAAAUUGAUUCAACCAACAAAUAUUUCAAAAGUGAGUCAUACAGAGUUUUUUUCAUCUUUACCAUAUCAUCAACAUCCUUAUGAGAUAUCUUCACUACCAUCAUCUUCAUUCAUAACAGUUCCAUUAACUUCAUCUUCAUUUAUUGACUAUUUGAAACUUUCCAGUUAUCUUAAUUCAUCGAAUUUACACCACAAUUCCAGUUCAACAAUUUGUUCAUCUAUAAACCACUGUAUAACACCGAAAUUCUCUAUUCCUCAAUCUAUUUCUUUACAUCAAACAAUGAAUGAACAAUUGGCUAGAAUACAUCAAGAUAAUUCUCAAAUAGCUGCUAUUCUAUCCCCUAAUCAAAAUAUUCCUCAUCAUAAUCAGGAACAACAACAACAAAUAAAUGAUGCAGACGAUAUCGCUUUAGUUAGAAUACCAUGUAACGAAAAUUAUACAAAAUCUAAUAAAACCAACUAAUGCUACAAUAUAUGAUGGAAAGCAAUCGUAAGCGGGAUGUUCACUCUCAAGGUUCAGAUGCUCACAAAUGGCUUGUUCGAAUACAAUGACAUAUGAUUUACCGUGGCAACUGAUGGAGGGGCGUUAGUAGUAGCAGUUCGGAACUCUAACGCUCAUCUAUUUUUCAUUAUUCUAAUCUAUUUACUUAAAAUAAUUAAGUAGUUCAUGUCUUUUUUUGAAAAAAGACGGAAAUUCGGUACGAAUGAAUGUCAAUUCUAGAGUGAAAAACAAGUGUUGUCAUUGUGAAUGCAAUUUCCUGUAAACGACUUGUAAAUUGUGUAAAUGUCGAUAUUACUUCUGUGCAUUAUUUCACUGUUUCUAACUUUGUUUGUUUUGCUUAUUUUAUCUUACUUUCUGUUUUAUGAAACCAUGUUCAUCAAUAUGGCAGUAGCAUCAGAAGCGGCUUCCCAAUGCACAUUCAAUAAAAUAAUGAUUACAAUUACUAGCCUGUUAAAAUUCCUAUUUUCUGGUCAUUUCGGCACUAGAUGUGCUGGAGAAUAGUUAAUAUUUCGGUUUUACAUUCGUACAGUUUACCACCAAUGAAAAGAGAUGUUAAGUCAAUCUUCCUAAUAUACUUGGGAUACAAAUGAAAAUUAAUCUUUGUUUUUUUCUAAGCACUUAGUCUCAGUGACUAAAUAUGAAUUACAUCUUUCUUGAAGGCUAUAGGGGUCCUGUAUCUGAUUCCAGUUAAAUUGUUGGAUGAUUGUUUUUGAAAUAUACAUGCUGUCGAC